Molecule: messenger RNA, 1044 nt
Organism: Drosophila santomea
Lineage: Eukaryota; Metazoa; Arthropoda; Insecta; Diptera; Drosophilidae
Exons: 2
Coding region: 98-988 (296 amino acids)
Source: RefSeq, a predicted model, not a curated record
GCCACGUUGGCUUAGCGGAACUACUUGAAAUGUAAAAAUGUUCGAGCCUUAGUUGAAAAGUCAAACUUGGCAGCAACUUUCGAAGGUUCACAUAAUUAUGCGCAUUGCCUUGCCACGGAUCCUGUGCCACAUCCUUUUCUAUCACCUGCUCCUGAUCUCGUCCAGCCUUGCAGCCUGCUAUCAACGUGCCCCAAAUUGCCGGCAGCCCCAGCAGCAAUCGCAGCCGUGCAGAUCCCAGCUACUGGACCAAACCGACGACCUUACCAUGGGCAGCAUUAGGCAUGGCAGCUCCAAGCAGACCGCCACGAACAUUGCCCAGAAGGCGGCCCAGGAGGCCAAGAAGGCGUCGGACACCCAGGCACCUGCGGCUCUGGCCGCCGCCCGCCAGGUGAAACACCAGCUGGCCGAGAAGGCCAUUACUGCGGCCAAGGCCGCCGAGGCGGCGCUGGCGGGGAAACAACAGAUCAUGGAGCAGCUGCAGGAUGAGGUGCACGAGGCGGAGAUUAUCGUGCAGGAGGAGACCUACUCACUGGUGGGCUCACAGUCAAAUGUCAAUGCCGCUGUGGCCACAGCGAAGCAGUGUCAAACGCUGUUGAAAUCGCUUCGCGGUUCGGUGAAAGUUGCCGAGGAUGCAGUGAGCAAUGCUGAGGCCGCUGCAUCCGGUGCCCAGCAGGAGUUGUGCGAAAAGAAUCAGCUGGUGGAAACCGCGCGCCAGCGAGCCGAGAUGCUGAUGCAGCAACUCCGCUCGGCCAAACUGGACUAUACCAACACGAAGAAGGCGGCCUACAGGGCCUGCUGUGCCGCCAGCGAAGCCAGGAACAAGGCUGUUAGGGAUCGAAGAUCCUACGAGGAGCAUAUCGCUGGCACAUCCGGGCAGCAGCAGCAACCAAUGCUGCAAAAGCACGAGCAGCAGGUACAACAAGAAGUUAAAGGACCGGCGGAGGAAUGGGAGUACAAUGAGCAGGGUAAAGCUAUAUUUUCUAACUAAUGUCCCAUGUUCAAUACAUUUUAUUUUGCUUAAAUAACCAACAAAUAUUAAAAGAA